UAAACAGAAAGACUAUCAGAACAUGCAAUCAUAAUUCUGCUGCAUGUUACAAACCACAAAACUGCAACAAAAUAACAAGAGAUAAUCUACUGCAAGUGUGUUGUAAUCGGGCAAAUUGAAUGAAGCAGCACCUUCGAUAUGCCAUUGAAAAAAAAAUCACAGGACUGUAGCAAACUUAAUGACGCGUUGGAUCUAAUUCAUUCCCAGAGUGAUCGCUUCUGUAACAAUCUCGUUUGACGAGAGGCUGCAUCUCACACACAAAAGACACUUUAAAAAAUCCAGCACCGAGCUGUGGUGGAGAUUGGUAAGUGACCGGGUCUUGCAAGCUCUCAACGUUGGGACAUUCAUUUGACAAAUGCAUAUUUGAUUCAGGGUGGAGUGAGAAGGAGCGUCACUGCUUCCCAUUGGAGCUCAAGACACUUGCAUCCUCUCCGUUUCUCUUCAGCAUUUCAUUUUUGGCCAGAGAUCCGAGGCGAUUCACGCAGAAGGAGCGUUUGUAAAACAACCGGCACCUUAUCAAGCACUGAGCCGAUAUGAAGUUCAUCUAAGCCGGGGACGUUUUCAGGCAGCAGCGAAGGGACUAAUAUUAACAUUUUUCUUUUUCUUCUUCUUUUUUUAUCCAGUAAUAAACGGGAUGCAUUGCCCGUCUGCAAAUCUUAACUUUUCAAUAUAGUUGUUACAUAGGAUGGUAUAUUUAUUCUACUAUUUUGAUAUUGUUAGUGGUAUAGUGGUAACAAUGCUGCACUGAGCACUGUAAAGCGUUGUAUUUGUGUGUGGGACUGAUUACUGAUUUCACAGUUUCCAUUUGGGUAUUUUUAUUUGAUAUUUUAACAGCAAAUGUAUCUACAUUUUGAUCUUGGGGAUUGAAGGUCUUGGCUAGAGCAACAAGCGGUGCUAGUCGCAGGCAGUUCUGUAGAGCUAUUUGUGUGACGAUUCUUUGCAAUUUGGAUAUGAAAGCAUGGCUUCGGUUUUAAUGACUUCACGUGUUUAAAAGCUUCACGUGUUUUAAACAGGUGCAUUUUUUUUAGCUUGUCAAUGACACGUUGGAUAAUAACAAUGGCAAACUCGCCUGCAGAAUUGAACUACCUCAGCUUAUGGAGAGCUAUCUGGGUGGCACAUUUAUUCCUCGAGUUCGGACUGGCGCAGGAGGUCUAUGCGCCCCACUCUGUACGGGUUGAAGGAGACUUAACGUUGGGUGGCCUUUUCCCUGUCCAUGCCAGGGGUCUCUCCGGAGAACCUUGUGGGGAUAUCAAAAAAGAAAAUGGGAUCCACAGGCUGGAAGCUAUGAUGUACGCUUUAGACCAAAUUAACAGUGACCCAGACCUUUUGCCCAACAUCACCUUAGGUGCCCGGAUCUUAGAUACGUGUUCCAGGGACACUUACGCACUGGAACAAUCGCUUACCUUUGUACAGGCUCUGAUACAAAAGGACACUUCGGAUGUUAGGUGUACCAAUGGAGAACCCCCAGUGUUUGUGAAGCCAGAAAAAGUAGUUGGGGUGAUUGGUGCUUCUGCCAGUUCCGUGUCCAUCAUGGUAGCCAACAUUCUGAGACUCUUCCAGAUCCCGCAGAUAAGUUAUGCCUCAACGGCUCCGGAGCUAAGCGAUGACCGGCGGUACGAUUUCUUCUCCCGUGUGGUUCCUCCGGAUUCCUUCCAAGCCCAGGCGAUGGUAGACAUUGUGAAGUUCAUGGGGUGGAAUUUUGUCACGACCCUGGCCUCUGAAGGAAGUUAUGGGGAGAAAGGAGUGGAAGCUUUUAUCCAGAUUUCCAGAGAGGCAGGUGGACUUUGCAUCGCUCAGUCUAUUAAAAUCCCACACAACCACAAAACAGACGACUUUGAUAAAAUUAUCACGCAGCUUCUGGAAACGCCGAAAGCACGUGCCAUCAUCAUAUUUGCCAAUGAUGAAGAUAUCAGGCAGGUUCUGGCUGCAACUAAAAGAGCCGGUAAAGUUGGUCAUUUUCUCUGGGUGGGCUCGGACAGCUGGGGUGCCAAAUCUAGCCCGGUGAUUUGGCAAGAAGACGCUGCAGAGGGAGCCUUGACCAUCCUGCCGAAAAGGGCCACCAUAGAUGGAUUUGAUGUUUACUUCACUUCCCGGACUCUGGAGAACAAUCGUAGAAAUGUGUGGUUCGCCGAGUACUGGGAAGAAAAUUUCAACUGCAAGCUAACAAUGAGUGGCUCAAAGAAAGAAGACACAGAUCGUAAAUGCACAGGUCAAGAGCGGAUUGGAAAGGACUCCCAUUAUGAGCAGGAGGGGAAGGUGCAGUUUGUGAUUGACGCAGUGUACUCCAUAGCUUACGCUCUGCACAACAUGCACCAGGAUCUCUGUCCAGAGUAUUCAGGGGUCUGUCCUGAAAUGGAGCUUGCCGGAGGAAAAAAGCUAUUGAAGUACAUCCGUGCCGUCAGCUUUAAUGGCAGUGCAGGCACUUCUGUGGUGUUCAAUAAGAACGGGGAUGCACCGGGACGCUAUGACUUGUUUCAGUACCAGAUCACGAACACCAGCACACCAGGUUACAGACCGAUCGGCCAGUGGACAGACUACCUGCAACUCAAUGUGGAAGACAUGCAGUGGGCUGAAGGAAUACGAGAGAUCCCUAGCUCAGUGUGCAACCUCCCAUGCAAGGCUGGUGAGAGAAAGAAGAAGGUGAAAGGCAUGCCCUGCUGCUGGCACUGUGAGAAAUGUGUAGGGUACCAGUACCAGGCUGAUGAGACGUCAUGCAAGCUCUGUGACUACAACAUGCAUCCCAAUGAGAACCGCACUGGAUGCCAACCCAUACCUAUCAUAAAACUGGAGUGGCAUUCCCCUUGGGCUGUCAUCCCUGUCUUUUUGGCCAUGCUUGGGAUUAUCGCCACCAUCUUUGUCAUGGCUACCUUCAUUCGGUACAACGAUACCCCGAUGGUGCGUGCCUGUGGGAGGGAGCUUAGCUAUGUCCUUUUAACUGGGAUAUUUCUUUGCUACAUCAUAACUUUCUUAAUGAUCGCCGAGCCGAAUAUAGCCGUGUGUUCUUUCAGACGUAUCUUUUUGGGACUGGGAAUGUGCAUCAGCUACGCAGCUUUACUGACCAAGACCAACAGAAUCUUCCGCAUCUUCGAGCAGGGAAAGCAAUCUGUCACAGCGCCCAGGCUCAUCAGCCCCACCUCGCAGCUGGCCAUCACUUCCAGUCUCAUUUCAGUCCAGCUUCUUGGAGUCUUAAUAUGGUUCGUGGUUGACCCACCAAACAUCAUUACUGAUUAUGACGAACAGAAGACGAUGAACCCUAACCAAGCAAGAGGCAUUCUCAAAUGUGACAUAACGGAUCUACAAAUUAUUUGCUCUCUGGGUUAUAGCAUUCUCCUAAUGGUAACUUGUACAGUUUACGCAAUCAAGACUCGUGGAGUUCCUGAGAACUUCAAUGAGGCCAAACCUAUCGGAUUCACAAUGUACACUACCUGUAUAGUUUGGCUUGCCUUCAUUCCAAUAUUUUUUGGCACAGCUCAAUCAGCAGAAAAGUUGUACAUUCAGACCACCACGCUCACCAUAUCUAUGAACUUAAGUGCUUCGGUGGCACUGGGGAUGCUGUAUAUGCCGAAAGUGUAUAUCAUCAUAUUCCACCCGGAGCUGAACGUGCAGAAACGCAAGCGCAGCUUCAAAGCCGUGGUGACGGCUGCUACAAUGUCCUCCCGACUGUCACACAAAUCCAGCGACAGGCCGAACGGAGAGGCCAAAACGGAGCUCUGUGAAAGCGUCAAUACAAACAGCCCUGCAGCUAAGAAGAAGUAUGUGAGCUACAAUGAGCUUGUCAUCUAGGCAGUACCAGCUACAGGAGAAGGUGAGAACCAGACCGGUCAUCCGUCCCCUUGGCGUAGGCCUCAUCCUGUGCUGCACAGAGUUGACAGGCCUUCGGAGGAGCUUGUUGGCCAGACUUCAUUUGCAGGUUCCAUAUUUUUUGGAGGAACCAAAUACGCUGACGAGUUACAUAAAGACAUAUUUCCUUAGUAAAAGUAAACAGACCUCUUGGAUGACUGAGACAUUGGCAGUGAAAGGUCCUUGUAAGUUUGUGCCACCUCAAGAUACCAAGAGUUUCUUCACCUUCCUGGUGUUCUCCAGAAGCAUCGCAACAAAGAGACAACAGAGGAGCUAUUUUGUCUGUAAAUGUACUUCCAAACUGCAAGUUUUCCAACAUUUCUGUAAUGUUUGUGAGGUUUUUUGCAUUCUGUCAUUCUUUGUUGCUUGAAUUUCACUUUUUUGCUUCUUGGAUGCUCACGUUUUUUGAAGCCAUAUUCUUCUCUGAGGUGAGAUUUGUCUAUAGAUUUUCUUUUUUGUUUCUUAAAAAUGUAUAUUCCUUUUAUUAGUUUGCCAUAGUUGUGUUUCAUAUAUUUUGCCAGAGACCGUUGACCAUCAACUGUAUAUUGAAAAGAAAGAAAAAUCUCUUCCCAUAGUGUUUUUUUUUAUUUUAACUGAAGUAAUUGAUGGUAUAACAGGUCUGACUGAGGUGUUACAUGUUUGAAUUUGCUAAUGCAUGCCUGGUAUUUUUCGAUGUUUAAAAACAUUUUAUAACACAAUUCUAAUAUCAGCCUGUUAUGAAUAGCAUUUUAUUGAUUUUUUCUGGAUUAUCUUUCUUUUCAGAUAUUUUACACAGAGGGAAUAUGGCUUUAAUUUGUCUUGGAGUUUAUUAUUACCACAUGGGAAAUUGUGAAAAGGACUUUUAAAAAGCAUGUGUGUUUUAUACUGUUUGUAUUAAGUAUAUUUAUGUUGCUCUUGCUGCUUAUGUGCCAAUAUUGUGGGAGACAUUUAAGUUUUGCCACUCAUGCAAGUGUACAGUGAUAUUGUCCAAGAAUGUAUCUACAUGAAAUAAAACCAUUUGGAGAUCUUUUUUUAUUCCCUGCAACAAAUUGGUGGACAGGUUUCUUUUUUUAUUGGUCUGACAAGGCACCAAAUUGAAAACCAGCAGAAAUUUAGAAAUGAGACACCCUUCGAUAAUAUGACAGAACAGCAUUCACUAAAUGUUGUCACUAGUAUUCAAUACACUUCGCUGGUUAAACAUUUCAUUGAACCACAUCCUUUGUAGUACCAACAUCCUUCAGAGCUAGCCAACAAAGCACAAGACAAAUCCAGUAGUAAAGAGAAUUGAUGGAAUAAUGACCCUCGCCAUGAUGUCCCUGCUGAAAUAUGAGGAGGAGGAGGAGAAAUUUAAGUAAAGAGGAAGUUAGAAGACACCAGCAUUACUAGGUUAUAUUCUCCAAGCCCUCUAACUUAAAUGGGGAUGUAUUUCUAGGAUCUAGGGCAUCAAAAUAACAAAGUGGUCUGUCAUUUCAGAAAAAACAGACUUUUCAGGAAGGUUUGCAUACAGAUUCACUUUCAGGUGAAAACAGAUGAACAUCUUAGUAGACGGGCAGAGCUUUUUAAGCUUACUGUGCAUUAAAUCUUCCCCUAAAUUCCCUAGACAACGUGGCUCUGAAGGGGUAUUUAGAAUGUACCUAAAAAAUGAAGUGGACCAGAAUGUGAACGUGAACUAAAACUAAAUCUGCUUCUGUUGGAAACUGAACUUUAAGACUGUUACCCAAGCGAUACGGGAAACACUGGAUAAAUACAAGGUUCCCUUUGACCGGAUCACUGCUGUUGUGUCGGACAAUGCAGUGUUUAUGAAAAAGACUUGGGAGUGGGGCAUGAAACCCUUGUUUUUGAACACAGUGCAAGUGACAUGUGUUGCUCACCUGUUAAACCUAGCUGGUGAUGUGUGGUGUAAAAAGCUUGAAAGAGUAAACAACCUGGUUGUAGCUGUGAAGAAAGCAUUUACAGCCUGUCCUGCAGGUAAAGCUUGCUUCCGUAUGCACCUGGAGGAAAAAGGAAAGAAUCCUUGUAUUCCACCCAUUCCAGUUAUAACACACUGGAAUAGCUGGUUUCAGGCUGAUUUGUUUUACUUGGACCAUGUAGAGGACUGCAUUUAAUUUCCUGAAGAAGAAAGGGGUCGUGCUACCAGUUCAUGUAUUGGAGAGGUAAUCGAUUUGUGCCAGUCACCAGAAGUCAUUGAACAUCUGAACAUUUUACAGCAGUAUGCACCUCGUAUUAUGCAUACCUUGACAAAAUAUGAAGAACCUGUGUAAAUAGUGUUGAUGCAGAAAGAUCAAUUGCUGCAGACAAAAAUGUACUUGGGGAUAACCGGUGCUCCAUAAAAGCAUCAAACCUCUCAAUGUACAACAUGUUGUGUCAGAAUAAUAUGAAAAUAAACCAAAAUGUAAAAUAACUGGAAACUGCACAGCAGAAGCAACAGAUGGACACAAAGAGUCUUUUUUUAAACUUCAAACACUAUUUUUUAAAGGUAUGUAAAACCUACAGUUUUUGUUUGCUGUUCUGUAGAAAACCCAACGAAUGUUAUGUAAAACAAACAUUUUUUUUUUAUAGUAUACACUGUGAAGCUUACCGAUUUACAGGUUAAAACUUGAACCUGAUAUUGUGGAAAACUUAAUAAAUAAAAAGGUGAUACAUUUUCCUUUUUUCCUACUUACAGACAGACCAAUUUUAUUUUUAUGUAGGUAUAUUUUAAAAAUAUGUAAUAGAAUUUGCAUCCCCUUGACUUCACACACCAUUUCAGCUUUCCUCCG
Molecule: messenger RNA, 6578 nt
Organism: Acipenser ruthenus (sterlet)
Lineage: Eukaryota; Metazoa; Chordata; Actinopteri; Acipenseriformes; Acipenseridae
Product: metabotropic glutamate receptor 7-like
Exons: 10
Coding region: 1036-3783 (915 amino acids)
Biological process (GO): G protein-coupled glutamate receptor signaling pathway; regulation of synaptic transmission, glutamatergic
Cellular component (GO): membrane
Molecular function (GO): group III metabotropic glutamate receptor activity
Source: RefSeq, a predicted model, not a curated record